This is a messenger RNA of Psylliodes chrysocephalus, 843 nucleotides long. NCBI's taxonomy places the organism in Eukaryota, Metazoa, Arthropoda, Insecta, Coleoptera, Chrysomelidae. The record is from the annotation of a GenBank genome assembly.
AUGGCAGAUACAAUCUCUGAUUAUCAAGCUGUUAAGCGAGAAAAUACAUUUUUAAAACAAGAAAAUGAUCUACUGAAGUCGCUAAAUAAUGAAUUGAAAUGCAACAAUGAUCUUUUGAAGGAAAAACUGGUACCUCAUAAUUUCAAUAUGAAUAACGGAGUGAGUACGAAUACCUUAUCUUAUCAACAUAAACCGGCAGGUUCUUAUAGCAGUGCACUAAAAACUAUAAAUAACAAACCUGGUUUAUUAAUAAAAUCAAAAUCACAGAGUCGUGCCAUUAGCAACAUCGAUAUUCUAAAAGAUGUCCAAUCUAAUAUUAAUCCCGUGGAUCAAAAUGUGAAAAUUGAGGGUGUGCGUAAGAUAAAAAAUGGAAUUAUUGUCAACUGUGAAAAUGAUACUUCUUUAAACAAUUUAAAAUCGUCUGUUCUUAAUAUCUUUGGUUCUAAAUAUUCCGCAGAACCAGUAAAAAAAUUUAAUCCUCGUAUUGUUUUAAAAGAUGUGGAUCUCCAAGACUCUCAUAAAGAUGAAGACAUCAUAAAUGAAAUUUUUUCAUUAAAUGAUUUAGAAGACUUCAGUCAAACUGAAUUAAAAAUUGUCACAAAACUAAAAUUUUAUAAUAAUAUAAAUCUAGUUUUAGAACUAACACCUUCUUUAAGAAAUUUCAUUUUUACAAAAGGAUUUUUAUAUAUCGGAUGGAAAAAAUGUUAUUUUAGCGAUCAUAUCAGAAUUUUGAAGUGCAAAAAAUGCUUGUCUUUUGGUCACAUAGAAAAAAAUUGUAAUUUUGUACAAAAAUGUGGGACGGCGCGGCGCUUGGAAUUCGGCACAGAAACAGGAUAUUUAUAA